Messenger RNA from Impatiens glandulifera, 504 nucleotides. RefSeq lists its product as uncharacterized. The transcript is spliced from 2 exons. The record is from RefSeq and is a predicted model, not a curated record. Bases 1 to 504 code for a protein of 167 amino acids. Lineage: Eukaryota; Viridiplantae; Streptophyta; Magnoliopsida; Ericales; Balsaminaceae.
AUGGAGCUACGUAUCAGAAAGCAACCACAAGUCGCAACUAUUCUCCACAACUUGAUCCACAAGGAAGUCAAGGUCUACGUUGAUGAUAUCAUCGUCAAAUCUAAGAAUCGAGUUGAACAUAUCGCGAACUUGGAGAAAUUCCUUCAGAGGAUUCGGAAAUACCAUCUUCGUUUAAAUCCAAUGAAGUGCACCUUCGGUGUUACUACUAGUAAGAUGAUGGGAUUUAUGAUUACUCAAAGAGGAAUAGAAGUCGACUCUAGCAAGAUUGCAGCCAUCACAGCCAUGCCAACACCCCGAAAUGAGCGAAAAAUCAUUCUUUUGCCGUGUCUGACCAAAUGGAUGAUGAGGAUUUCAGAAUAUGAUAUCUCAUAUACCGUUCAGAAAUUAGUCAAGGGUAGUGUGUUAGCUGAUUUCCUAGAUGAUCAGCUAAUUACUGUUGAAGAUGACGACGAAGAGAUGAUUUUCCCAGAUGACGAGAUUAUGACCAUUCAAUUUGAAGCAUAG